Brienomyrus brachyistius is the source of this 1044-nucleotide messenger RNA. RefSeq names its product acylphosphatase-2-like. NCBI's taxonomy places the organism in Eukaryota, Metazoa, Chordata, Actinopteri, Osteoglossiformes, Mormyridae. Gene Ontology annotation, molecular function: acylphosphatase activity. Bases 111 to 476 code for a protein of 121 amino acids. The record is from RefSeq and is a predicted model, not a curated record. The transcript is spliced from 5 exons.
UUUACUAUUUAAGUUCCUGCCUGAGUUGAGUUCACCAGUGGUUCAUUGUUUGUCGUAGUUUUGUGAUUAGAUAUACAAGUUGCUGUUACAUCGGAGCAGGAAUCGGGCACAUGUUUUUUCCAGGGUGUCCGGGAUUGCUGUCGCUUUCCUUUUUUCUUAUAAUGUCGGGAAACGCUGCCAGUGGGGACACAAAACUCUGCUCCGUAGAUUUUGAGAUUUUUGGAAAUGUGCAGGGUGUCUGCUUCAGGAUGUACACUGAAGACCAUGGAAAGAAGCUGGGUCUGAAUGGCUGGGUGAAGAACACCCGGCAAGGCACAGUGGUGGGGCAGGUGCAGGGGCCCUCGGAGAAAGUCAGCGAGAUGAAAGUGUGGCUGAGCAAGGUCGGCAGUCCCAGUUCCCGCAUCGACCGUGCUGUUUUCUCCAACGAGCGGGAGAUCUCCAAGCUGGACUUCAAGGGUUUUUUCACGCGUUACUGAAAAUAAAGUUCUGCCUUCCUGCACAGGGCCUGCACCAGGAAGGGGCUGCAGUCUGAAAACAGCUGCAGAAUCACUGUUUGUAAUACAUGUUACCACUAGUUUGACUUUUGAAUGUUAAAAUAAUUAAAUUACUGGUGACAACUACAAAAAUUUAUUGUGCUGAAUUGAUGUUUGGUUGUGUGUACAACUGGAGAAAACUAGAGCAUACAGAAGAAGUUAAGGAAUUAAUAAAUAUAUAUACAACAAUAUUUACAGUAGGAAUAUUAGUAAAAGUACUUCCAGGAUGAUAAAUUCUAGCCUUUAGGUGGAAAGCCCAAUUCCUUAAUCACAUUUAAACUACAAAUUUAACUUGGCUAUAAAUGUAUAAAUCUAACCAUAUUUUAAUCUGGUUUAAUGUCUUCUUCCAUCAUUUUCAAAUCAUAGUUAAUGUUUUGCAUCUCCUUUUGUCUCUAAAUGCUGUUUCUAGUUGUAUUUUGAUAGAGGCUCAGUGACCCUGAAUUAUUUAUGAAAUGAUUAAGCAUUAUUAUGUGAGGCAAUAGAUUUAGUCGAAUAAAGAGAAUUUAUUCUG